This is a messenger RNA of Mugil cephalus (flathead mullet), 874 nucleotides long. It is a transcript of the gene lyrm5a, whose product is annotated as LYR motif containing 5a. The coding region runs from base 101 to 358 and encodes 85 amino acids. The record is from RefSeq and is a predicted model, not a curated record. Gene Ontology annotation, biological process: respiratory electron transport chain. Lineage: Eukaryota; Metazoa; Chordata; Actinopteri; Mugiliformes; Mugilidae. The transcript has 3 exons. Gene Ontology annotation, cellular component: mitochondrion.
AUUCAAAGGACGAAGGGAAACGGGGACUUGUCAGCGUUGCUUUCUGGGUGGAUCCUCGCCUACAAAGCAUCUUAUUGUGAAAGGUAACACCGUUUCUGACAUGGCCAACCCUUUAAGGGGUGAGGUUAUCAAGCUGUACAAAAAUUUGCUGUACCUCGGCCGUGAGUACCCCAAGGGAUCAGCCUAUUUCAGAGAGCGCCUGAAGUCCGCCUUCAUGAAAAACAAAGAUGUGACCGACCCCGAGAAGAUCAGACAGCUGGUGGCCAGAGGAGACUUUGUCAUCAAGGAACUGGAGGCUCUGUAUUUCCUCAGGAAAUAUCGGGCCAUGAAGAAGAGGUACUAUGAACCCGACAAAUAAUAACAAAACAAUUCGCCUUCUUGAAAUGACACCCAUGGGGUGCAACAAAUGUCUCUGCAAUAUUUAAGUGCUCAGGUCAGUACUCAGUUAUCGACACCCAUUGGUUACAAAUUUAUACUGCAGAGAUCCUUUUAUAAAACACCGUCCUGAAAGGGAAACUUCAUCUCCGAGCUACAAAAAUGUGGCGAUGAUAAUUUAUUAAAUGUUAAAGAAUCUGCUUUGUAUUUUUAUUACAACACACAGGUUUUCUCCCUGAACAGUUACGUUUAAGUCAGUCCGGGCUGACACAGUGGCAGACAGCUUCACCAGACGGACUGAAUCAUGUACAAUGAAAUGUCUUGAGUUAUGAAAUGUAUUUGACUGUAUAUAUUUGUAAAAACAUGCUCAUAUUUCUUGAAAUGUACAUGACUGUGAUAUUGUGCACUGUAAGACACAAAUCCCAAAUAAAUGUACAGUUUUUUUCACACAGUGGUAUCCUGUGCCAUAAUAAUAAAAACAAAAACCUGCAGUAUCAAA